Leptonychotes weddellii (Weddell seal) is the source of this 553-nucleotide messenger RNA. NCBI's taxonomy places the organism in Eukaryota, Metazoa, Chordata, Mammalia, Carnivora, Phocidae. The record is from RefSeq and is a predicted model, not a curated record.
GAGCCGGAGCCCGAGCUGGAGCGUGCGAGCGAGCGGGGCGCAAGGCGCGAUCCGUGGCUGGCGACGCACCGAAGGCCCGGACACCGCUGCGCCCCGGCUCAGGGCCUGCGCCCCGCCUGCUGCCGACCGACCUGGGCGCCUGGCGAGGCCCCGAUUCCCCAUUCGCCCCGAGCCCACCGCAGCCCGGCCUAGCCGAGCCCCUGCGUCCGCCCGCCGCAGCCGCAGCCGCUGCUCCAUCCCCAGCCCGGGGCCCAGCUUCCAGGCCGCCAGGAUGGACGUGUUCAUGAAGGGCCUGUCCAUGGCCAAGGAGGGCGUCGUGGCCGCCGCGGAGAAAACCAAGCAGGGGGUCACGGAGGCCGCGGAGAAGACCAAGGAGGGCGUCCUCUACGUCGGAAGCAAGACUCGAGAGGGGGUGGUACAAGGAGUGGCCUCAGUGGCUGAAAAAACCAAGGAGCAGGCGUCCCAUCUGGGAGGAGCCGUGUUCUCUGGGGCUGGGAACAUUGCAGCAGCCACGGGCCUGGUGAAGAAGGAGGAAUUCCCCACUGAUCUGAAG